AUGGCGGAGCCGCCGCCGGGACCCGCCGCACCGCCGGGCUGCGGCCGCGCCUGGGAGCGCGGCGGCUCCGCGCAGGAGGCUGAGGACGGCACGGAGCCCUCCGGCCCCAGCGCCCCGCAGAAGGGUCCGGGCACGGAGCCCCCCGGCCCCGCUUUGAACGGUCCGGGCACGGAGCCCCCCGGCCCCGCUUUGAACGGUCCGGGCACGGAUGCCCCCGGCCCGCAAGAAGACACGGAGCCCCCCAGCCCCGCUUUGAACGGUCCGGGCACGGAUGCCCCCGGCCCCAUUCACAACGGUCCCGGCACGGAGCCCCCCGGCCCGCAAGAAGACACGGAGCCCCCCGACCCGCAGGAGGACGCGGCUCCCCCAGAGGGGCCGGAGCUGUCGCUGGUGCCGCCGGAGCUCCGCGCGCGGCUGCUGGACCGGCAGGACUACCGGAGCCGUGCCCAGGCCGUGGAGCAGCUGCGGCGGGCGGUGGAGGGCUCCAGCCCGGCCGCGCUGAGCGCCGCGCCCGCCGCCGCCGUGGUGGGGCUGAUCGCGCUGCUGGACACGCUGCUGCACGACCCCAACUUCGCGGUGGCGCGGGGGGCGCUGGAGGUGACCCGGCUGCUGGCGCUGCGCCUCGGCCGCCGCGUCCCCGCCGUGCUGGCCCCGCUGGUGUUGGCGGCCGCCCGGGCGCUCGGGGACGCGCAGCCGGCCAUGCGGCGGGACGGCUCCCGGCUGCUGCUGCGGCUGAUGGCGGCGGCCGGCCCGCGGCCCGUGCUGCGCCUGCUGCUGCAGGAGCGGCUGCUGCGGCACCGCAGCGCCCGGCUCCGCGAGGAGCUGCUCAACACGUGCAUCGCCGCGCUGCUCGCCUACCCCGCCGCCGAGCUGGACCUGCCCCGGCUGGCGGCCGCGCUGGCGCCGGCGCUGCUGGACGCGAAGCGCCGGGUCCGGCACGCUGCCAUGGAGGCGUUCGCCGCGCUGACCUCGGCGCUGGGCCCCGGCAACUCCGGCGCGCUGCUCCGCGCCCUGGAUGCCGUGGAGCUGCGGCCCGGCGGCGCGGGGGUCGUGCACGCCGUGCAAGCCCGGCUGGCCAGGAAGGUGCUGCCCAGGCUGGGCGAGCAGGGACUCGUGGAGUACGGCGUGCCCUUGUCCUCCUCCGGCCACUGCCGCGGGCCCUGCCACCCGCCCGGAGCCGACACCGAGUGGCUGCUGAUGGGCAGCAGGAGCCGGAGCGCGCACAGCCACUGCGGCCACCCCGCCGGCCAGGCUGCGCUGCACGGCCCCGCGUGUGCCGAGCGGGGACUGAGCCCCAGGAGAGUCCUGAGUGCCGGCAGAGGCAAAAACAAGCUGCCCUGGGAGAACGAGCUGGCUGCGGACAGGGAAGGUGGCUCGGCGGUCAGGAUGCCUGUCACGAAGGGUGUGGAGCAGCUCCGGCCCUCCCAAGGAAUCCCAGCCAGUGAAGAAUUAUUUUUCAGCAGGAAAAGAGCUUCCAGGACUUUAUUGCAGCCCAGUGUGGAGCUGAGCUCGGAGCCUUCUGCCCGUGGUGCUGGUGCUGUGGGCUCUCAUCAGCCCCAGAUUUCAGGGAAAUGUGGGACACUUGGAUACCCACAGGCACGUGGGAAGAGUGGCAGUGUGGACUCUGAUUUACAGCUUUUGGGAUUAAAUGACUGUCAGCAGGACAAAGUUUGUUCCAGCCUCAGUUUUUCCAGCAAGACCCAGAGAAGUUUUUGCACUCAGGCAGAGCCCACCGUGUCCUUCCAAGGUCCCAGUGCCAGCCAGGGCACCUUCAUCCUGCCCUCCUUCCCCCUGUCAUCCCCCAGGAACAGCCCCAAGCACCUCUCCUCCCCAGCUGCCUCCCCGAGGAAGUCCCAGGAGGAUCCCAUGAGCCUCUCCAGCUCCUGGCCUCUCAGAAGCUUCGAAGGGCUGCCUAAGCCUGGGUCCCAGAAGCAGCUGCUCAGCCAAAAGCCAGGAGAAAACACAGGGGAUAGCCCACUGGAGAAGCCCUCCCUGGCGCUGGAGAAGCCCUCCCUGCCUCUGGAGAAGCAAUCCCUGCAGCUGAGGGCCCCCCUGGGGAGACCCCCGGUGCCCCAGGGGAGGCUGCGAGGGGCCCGGCCCGUGCCCCCCAUCCCGCGCCUGCCCAGCCCCAGGGAGCCCCCCGGGGCCAGGGAUGGCAGCGAGGGCACGGAGCUGGCAGCGGGGCUGGCAGAGCUGCACGUGGAGCCUGAGGACGUGGACCAAGAAGAGAUGCAGAAUUCCCUGAGAUCCCUGCGGAACAGCGCAGCCAAGAAGAGGGCAAAGCUGAGCAGCAGCAUCGCAGACCUGGAGAGCCCCGACUCCGCUGUGAAACUCGAAUUUUCCGGGGACUGCCCCUCCCAGGGCUCCUCCCCCAGCGCCGCCUCCACCGGCGAGAGUGGGAUUUAUAGCCAGGAAUCCCUGAGCUCCCCCGUGGCCGCCCUGCCCCCCAGGAGGAGAGUGAUGUCAGACACUUUUCCAGCACUUGGCAGCAAAUCCCACCCUGCAAAAUUAUCUCCAGCAAGGCCCAGGGACGCAGAGGUGGCAGAGCAUCACCCUGGCACAGGCCCUGCAGAGUCAGUGUCUGCUUUUGCACCGAAGAAUGACCUGGGCUUCACAUCUGAAGAUGUUGUUGUUGUUGGUAAAGGUGUUUUUGGGAGCCCUCCUGCCCGAGCUCACAUGACCAAUGGGGAUGACCAGGCUGCCAGGGAGGGAGCUGAGGCAGCCCCAGGGAGAAGCUUCCAGCAGACCAGCGCUUCCCACUCCCAUUGCCAUGCAGAGAAUGAAGGAGAGAUAAAAGUGACCUUGUCCAAAUCUGCUCAGGAGAAGCUGAGGAAGAAAAGGAAAGAAGACAAAGAGGACAACCAUAAAGAGCAGCAGGAAGUCAAAGACUUGGAAGGGAAGGAAGAAAACCCUUGGGAAAGGAUUAGACUGAGUAUGAGUGAACCAGAGAAACUCACAGCAGAAAGAUUUAAUUUCUGUGGGGAUUUAUUGACAUCACCAAGAAAUGGAUCUUUGUCCUUAGACAAUGUGGCCUUGAACCCUUCCCUGAAAAGAACAUCCAGUUUGAAGAGGUCAAAGUGUUCAUCCUUGCUAGAUUCUGAGGAGCCGUGCCCGGCGCCGCGGGGCCGCUGCCGGGAGCCGCCGCUGCCGCCGAGCCCCGAGGUGCUGGACCCCGCCGAGCUGCAGCCCUUCCCCAGGCCCGACACGGCGCUGGCAGAGGCGCUGGCACUGCUGAAUGACCAGGACUGGGAGAAGAAAAUUGAGGGUCUGAACUUUGUCAGGUGCUUGUCUGCCUACCAUGCCCCUAUUCUGACUGCAAAGCUCCACGAAACAACUUUGGCUGUGGCUCAAGAGGUCAAGAAUUUACGCUCAGGUGUUUCUCGAGCUGCUGUGGUCUGUUUAGGGGAUUUGUUCACCCACCUGAAAAAGAGCAUGGAUCAAGAACUAGAUAAUGCAGUAAAAGUCCUUUUGCACAAAGCUGGGGAAUCCAACACUUUUAUAAGGGAAGAGGUAGACAAGGCACUGAAGGCCAUGGUUAAUAAUGUGACUCCAGCACGUGCACUUUGUUCUCUUAUAAAUGGAGGGCAAAGCCACCUGCACUCAGCCGUGAGGAGAUGCACAGCCCAGCACCUCGGGGACAUCGUGGAGCGCAUGGGCCCGGAGCGCAUCCUGGCCGGAGCCAAGCCCGUGGCUGACCGGCUGCUCCCUGCCAUAGCCAGGUUUGCCCAGGACAGCUCCCAGCAAACCCGGUUCUACGGGCGGAAGAUGCUCUUCAGCAUGAUGGCCCAUCCUGACUUGGAUAAAACCCUGGAGAAGUUCGUGCCAGCCAAGGAUUUGCCUUACAUUAAGGAAGCUGUUGGCAGCCUUCGAGAGAAGGGCCUGGGGGAGAUGCCCUUGGAUACACCCUCAGCCAAAGGAAGGCGUUCCCAGACUGGAAGUGUUGGACAUUUGAGGUUGUCCUCUACUUGCAGAGAUGCUCCCAACAUCCCGGACAGGGACAGCACAGAGGCCCACGAAGCCCCAAGGAGAGCAGCUCCUCGCAGUGCCCUGGAAGGUGAGGAAUAUGUCAGGGACAUUAUCGGGUCACUGAAUGCCAAAGACUUCCGGGAGCGCAUCAGCGGCGUCCGGCAGCUGCUGGCGGACACGGAGAGCAACCCGGCCCUGGUGCUUGCCAACAUCGUCAAGAUCUUUGAUGCUUUCAAGCCUCGCUUACACGACUCCAACAGCAAAGUGAACCAGGUGGCUUUGGAGGCCAUGCACAGGAUGAUUCCACUGCUCAAAGACAAUUUAUCACCUGUGAUCAACAUGUUAAUUCCUGCCAUAGUGGACAACAACCUCAACUCCAAAAAUCCAGGGAUUUAUGCAGCUGCCACAAAUGUUAUCCAGGCUCUAUGUCAACACUUGGACAACUCCCUGCUCCUGCAGCCGCUCUGCACCAAAGCCCAGUUCCUGAGUGGAAAAGCAAAGCAGGACCUGACAGAAAAGCUGGCUGAGCUGGUGCCGGAGCUGUACCCGCGGAAGCCGAGUGCGGUGGAGCAGAAGGUGCUGCCUGUGCUGUGGCACCUGCUGGGCAGCACGGCCGGCGGCGGCUCCGUGCCCGGCCCCGGCGGCGGCCGCGCGGCCACGGCCAGCUUGGCCCAGGCCCUGUCCGCACAGAUGGGCCCCGGCCUGCUCGCCCACGCUGCAGCCCAGCCCCCGCACAUCAGGAAGAGCUUGGAGGAGCUUUUGGAGACGGGAACAUGAAAUCACCAUCCCCGCAGAGGCUCCAGCCCAGGACCUGACCCUGGAUUGCUCAUGAAGAACCACAUGGUCACAUCAGCACUGCACUUUACAAGGAAAAUGGAAGAGAAUCCUGGACGCAGUGACGCAGCGCUAUUUGUGAAAAACAUGUAUUUUUGUACCCCCACAGGCAGUGGUGCAGUAUUUGUUGUCUCAGGGCUGGGCGGGGGGGAGAACAAACUCCAACCCUUCUCCUUCCCCAGCUGCAGGCUCUGGACAGAUUGGACACGGGACACAAUGGGAUAUAUAAAUAAAGGGAUUUAUUUCUGUA
This is a messenger RNA of Corvus hawaiiensis (hawaiian crow), 5050 nucleotides long. RefSeq names its product TOG array regulator of axonemal microtubules 1 (gene TOGARAM1). The coding region runs from base 1 to 4743 and encodes 1580 amino acids. Gene Ontology annotation, molecular function: microtubule binding. Gene Ontology annotation, cellular component: cilium; cytoplasmic microtubule. The transcript is spliced from 22 exons. The record is from RefSeq and is a predicted model, not a curated record. NCBI's taxonomy places the organism in Eukaryota, Metazoa, Chordata, Aves, Passeriformes, Corvidae. Gene Ontology annotation, biological process: microtubule cytoskeleton organization.